AUGUCAACUUCAAUAGCUUCAUGUAGCACCGUAUUUUCCAUCUAGGUGAUUCUGACCCACGAUUUUGACAGCUCUAACCUUCUUCUCCGAAUCCAAAACCACUCAGGGAAGAUCAAUUGUGUCACGUGAAAUCACAAUAAUCGAAUUCUCGCAUCAUCUGGAGAUGAUUCAAGCAUUUUUCUAUCAUUAGCAGAGACUGGAGAGAGAGUUGGAGUUUUCGAAGUAAAAGAAGAGCAGCCUUCUCCUGUGAAUUCAAUUGCAUUCACGUCGAAAAGUGAUUUACUUGCAAGCGGCUAUGCCAAUGGCACUGUAAAAGUGUGGGAUCUACAUAAAAAAGAAGUCUCUAUGAAUGUUAGGCAGCACUCUGAUUCUGUAUCGUGUGUAUCGUGGAAUGCGACUGAUACACAGGUAGCAAGCGGAUCUUUAACUUGUAUUUUUUAUUAUUUUUUGGUGAAAAUUAUAUUGAAUAUUAUUAUUAGAAAAGUUUAUUAUGUUUUUUUAGGAGAGUAAGUGGAGAAAUUGCAUUGCAUUCUAUGCUUACACAAGUCUCUGUUGCUAAUUUGAAACAAAAAGGCUCAGGAGGAAUAAAGCUACUGCAGUUCUCACAGCUUAAAAAGCAACUCCUUGGUGCUGCAACUGAUAAUGGCUCUGUUUACAUUUGGGAUGCCAACAGUAGGACGGUCACAGCAAGUUUUCCAAAUUUCCACAACUCUCCAGUCACUGGUUUAGCCUUUUCAUCAGUCAAUCACAUGCUAAUGUGUACAGCAGGGCUUGAUCAUAAAGUGCACUUCUACGAUAUACAAGAGCGCAGAGUAGUAAAAACCAUGGAACUUGAAGCUCCCAUCACUUCUCUCGCUUUUAAUGGUGAAGGCCACACAAUAGCAAUUGGAACUUUGUAUGGUGGAGUCCAAAUUUAUGAUCUGAGGUCUACAAAUGCUGCAAAAUCCAAUCUAAGAGGACAUGAAGGAAGCAGUGUUAAUUGAAUUGAGUUUUCUAAGGUAAGAGGCAGAGAAAGACCAGCUCCAUCCAGGUCAGCAAGCUAUAAUACUCAGGCGAAAGAGCCAUCAUCAGCGACAUCGCUAAAGUCUGGGGAUGAAAGCCCAUAUCCUGGGGGAAGGUUUAGGACAAUAGAAGAAAUUAAGCAAGAAGCAAAGUUAAGAGUAGAAAUGAAGAGACGUGAACAAAGAGAAGGGACUAACCCUGAAAUAAAUAACCGUUCUGUGUCUCCCUUUCCAGGUGUGAAACCUCCAGUUGUGCCUCAACCUCAAGAAAAUCUUACAACUGUAUCUGAGCCUGCCUUGAAAAUUCCUGAGACUUUUAAGCCGACUGAAAAGCCUUUGACUCCUAAGCCUCCUCCUACUCCUGAAGUUCCAAAACCAGUUGUCGAAAUCCCGCCCAAAGUUCCUCAGCCUGACAAAAUCCCAGCCAAGCUCCAAGAAAUCCCACAAGAAGAAGCAAAGAAGCCUCCUGAGUCUGUCGUUUCUGAAGCCCGCAAAAAGGUCGAGAGCAUCCUAAACGACAAACCUCUCGACACAUCCCGCCUAGAAACUAUCGAGAACAAGCUUGAAAGCCAAGAAAAAGCCAUUACAGGCCUCCGAGACGACAUCCACAACCUGCACAUUGAGCUAAUCCGUCAGUUCAUGAUCCAACAAGUAACCUCCAUUUAGUAGAACGACAUGAGAUCCCUUCUGGAAGAAUACUCCUCCGCCAAUUCCAAACUGCUACAAGAACUCAGCGACCUCAAAGAAGAAAAUUUGCGUCUGAAACAUAACAGCUAUUAA
Blepharisma stoltei is the source of this 1781-nucleotide messenger RNA. Lineage: Eukaryota; Ciliophora; Heterotrichea; Heterotrichida; Blepharismidae. The record is from the annotation of a GenBank genome assembly.